Messenger RNA from Porites lobata, 9303 nucleotides. NCBI's taxonomy places the organism in Eukaryota, Metazoa, Cnidaria, Anthozoa, Scleractinia, Poritidae. The record is from the annotation of a GenBank genome assembly.
AUGUCAUCACUUGCAUUUUAUAUUGGAAUAUAUGGCCUGACAAUGGCCAAAGAUCAUAGUAGGCUAAUAACAAUGGAUCAUGCAUUGUAUUCACAGAAAUUAAGAGUGAAAAGUCAAAGUUGGAGUUUUAAUCUAUACUCUGCAACCUGUGCAUUUGAAUAGAAAGGUAAGAUGUUACAUGCCGUAAUAAAGUAAGUAAAUUCUUCUUAAAGAAAGGAAAUCUCAGACGUUUGAACAAUUGCCACCCGUAGCUGAUAUUUCGUUCCUAUGAGAUUAGACCUUUCAUGAAUUAUCGUUGGUUGUCGCUUUCGAAAUCGUCAUGACUUCGUUUUUCACGACAACGGUAUAAAACUUUAAUUUUAAGCCAGGUGGUAAUAACUGCAACUGUAUCUUGUGGCACACAUUAGGAUGCGGAUAUCAUUUGUUCUUUUCACUCAAUAAUGAUUACUAUUUUACAUGCUCUGAUCAUAGACCAGUGACUUUCGACAUAAGCGGUAUGAUUUAUACCUUUAAAACAACGUAAAACAAAACCCUUUGGACACACGACAUGAAGCAUAAAUAGGAAAAGCCUCAGUUUUAAUCAAUAAAUAUUAGGAGACAGAUGCGUUUAACCAAAAUCUAACGAAAGAACUCUAAGUUUCUUCAGGAUGUUAAUAUACAAGAAUACCAAAUGUACUUUCACGAUUGGCUCUUACUUUAACUUUUCCAACAGGAGUCAAGUUAUUUUCAAACUAUUUUACGGACUAUUUUGUUUUAAUUUCCUAACUUUAUGCAAAUCAUUUUGAAACAAAAAGCGGAUAUACUAAGGAACGUGACUCUAAGCUUUUACCCAGAAUAGCAGAUUUUAGAUGCUAAACAUCAGAAAUAUGUAGAUCCUUGCUGUAGUCCUUCCGUUAUUUUGAUUUGUCGUAUACCAAUUACCAUAAGAACUUCCUUAAGCUGAAGAAUAUUUUAAUCAAAACUUAUUUAAGCGUAUUUUCCCUUUAACCAUUUUGUUGUCUUCGGAUAAAUGGAAGUAUAGAAUCUGGAUGAACAUUUUUUCCUUUAAAAAUGUUUGGAAAGAUAGAUUCAGUACAUGUUUCCAUGCAGUGUUAUAGAUGGGAACGGUAAAAUAAAUAUUGAACGGCGCGGGUUCAAACAGAAAAUGAAUUAUGAAUAUUUGGAUUUUAAAAAUCCUUUUUUAGUAAGUAGUAGAAAAGAAAGAGAAACAGAUUCUGUUUUUACACAGCUCAGUGAAAUGAAUACAGUAUAAAAUGCCUGAAAAACGCCUUUUGAAAAUGUUACAGUUCUCACUCUGUUUCAUCAGAUGGUAAGAGUAAAUAUUGCGGUUUUAAAAACAGGAUGUCUUAAAUCUAACAGCAUUACAUAAUCAUACAUUUUACAGAGCAGCUGUUCAGUAGUAGUUUCCAAUGGUACUUAUGAAAAGUAGAAUUUGAAGUUACUUUCUCUUUUGCCUAUUAUUGAACAUGUAAUGUUUCAACACGUCACGAGAACCUAUUGGAGAUUAGCCAAAUGAAUCUAAUUUAUUCAAAGUUCUAAGAAUCAAAAGCGAAAGCUGAUCAACUUAAUUUGGAACCAGUAAGCUAGUACUUGGUAAAGCGUAACUCGUAACUGUUAAUAAUAAUAUUUUCCUCACAAUCGAAAUUUAAAACAGGAUAGCGUUAAAAAUCGGUAUAACGACUUUCCAAAUGACAACAACACAGGAAAGCAUGUGUGGUACAGCAGUAAUAGCAAAUACCUCCUCCUCUUGUUUCGACAGUUUUUCGGAGAUCAUACCGAUAUUUUUCAAUCGCCUUAAACGAUUUCAGCCUUGAAAUUUUCACCACGAACUGAUCUGGAUUGAAGUUUGUCAAAAUGUAGUGUUUAGCAAAAUCGAUAUCACUAUGGCAGCAAUAAACAAAAAAAUGAAAUCAAUAAAAGCCGAAUUUUGCGCGAUCGAGACCUGCUACUGAAAAUCCGACACCAGGAACUUGAAGUGUGCUUAGCAAAUAACCUCCGUGAGAAGGAAAAAUUCUGUGUGUUUGAAUUCAAAUAAAACUCAAAUAUAUUUUAAACCUUAUAUUUUCAAUAGUCGUGAUGAAUUGUUUGAGAAAAACUUCUAAAUAACUUAAAUUGGUCUUAGGUGGCGUCAGAAUGGUUCUAAUGUCAACGAAAAGGUUUUUCUUUAUUGCUAUUGAAAAAUCCUGUUUUUCACCAAUCUAGGGCCUGUUUACAUGGAGGUGGGGGACCCCUAGGGUGAGGUGUCGGAUAAUUAUUUUAAUUUGAUCACGUUUACAUGAUAGGUGGGUUGACCCGCCAAGGCGGAUAACCCGGUCUGCCAGACCGGGUAACCCUCUCAGCCGGGGUCAAAUUUUGCCAUGUAAUCGUUUCAAGGUGGGGUAACCCGCUUAGCCGGGGUCGGAUUCGUGAUACAUCAAAUUCGCGCAAAUUUCACUUUGGAUAUGGCUUUCAAAUUCAAACAUACAGUUUUUGGCCUUCUAACGAAGGUUUUUCGUUAAACAUCCUACUUUAAUUUGGUGCCGAUUCUUAAGAAAAAAAAUCCUAUUAGGAAAUAUGGAAUACCUCAGACUGAAAUUUAAAAAGUAACAUCGAAGUUAGAUUUUUGCGAUUCCCUUUUAUAUGGAAUACCUCAGACUGUUCUCAAAAGUCAGUUCAGAAUGCAGAAGCAAGGGUUAUCACCUUAACAGGCAAAGAGAGCACAUCACCUCUAUUUAGAAGGGCUCCACUAGUUACCAGUUGAACAAAGUGUUAUUUUCGAGAUAUUAUUAAUAACUUUUAUUAUUCAUUCGAUAUAUUUCUAAAAGCACAGGCAUAAUUCACCAUAAUAAGUUACUGAUGACCAAAUUUGGAAGAAUUUUGUGUUUGAUGAGGAAAUGACGUCAAAAUGCAGCCCGCUAAAGGUUAAGGCACCGUUACUGAGAAGACCUGGGGACGAGCUGAGUUGUUUUGGUUGUGAAAAAAAAAGGCAGACAUUUCACUGUUUUCAAGAGUAAGAACUACAGCUGAAACUAGGCGAAAUAAUAGCUAAAAAUAUAGCAAAAACAGCAAGAAGACAGCUCAGAGGGCGCUAUCUGCUAUUUGGAGAAUAUUUGCGGAGCUGGACAAACCUAAACGUACACUAUCGAAGAUUAACUUAACAUCGAUGCAGGUAAGCCUUUUUAGCUAUGUUUUUAAACUAGGAAUUAUUUUGAUUGAAUAAUAAAGAAAUUAAUGAAUUCGGCUUUCGUUGGAUAUGAACAAUUAAGCAGAUCGAGGAGGGUGUUAUCGGCCUCGGUGGAUAACACCCUCCGAGAUCUGCUUAAUUCUUCAUGUCCUACGAAAGCCGAAUUCAUUAAUUGCUACAUAAGGCGCUGAAUAAUCUUCCUCCACUUUCCCUCUCUCGGAAUUAUUAAAGAGGUAAGUACCGAGUAGGAAUCUUAGAUCUUCUAAACUAAUCGCAUCGUCAAUAUGUCUUAUAAUUUAAAUGCGUAUGGUUACAGAGCCUUCUCAUCCCCGGCAAGGUAAGAAGUUUUGAUGUAUUUUUAUUUCUAUUUUAGUGCCCCGAAUAAAGAUCGUUAAAAUCCACAUACAAACCUUUAUGUUUCUGUUUGACCAUGAGUCAAGACAAUGCUGGUCAUCAAAUUGGAGACAUUUCGGUUAUGUACAAAUCGAUGAAGGAGGCAACGCUCAAUGGAUUUAACACCUCGUUUCAUUUUAAACAAAAUUACUUCAAGGACCAAAUUCCUAAAAAGUGUCUUAGCACCCGUAUGAAUUAAUUGUCUUUUGAAGUUUUACAGGGGAUGAUAAGAGGGUAAAACAGCACAGUGAAGUGGUCGGUAAUCAUAAUCCUGACACAUCAAAUCGAUCACUAGAAUGAAAAGGAAAAUAAUUAAAAUGAUUACAACGUUUUUUGUUUGCUUUUCAGGUCUUUUGGAACCUGACAUGCCAAAUAUCUGUUAGUACUUAUAAUUUCACCUUUGCUCUUUGUGGCCGACUGACCUUCAAAAGGAAAAUGGCAUCUGCGCGCAGACAUCUUGCUCUUUUUAUCUGUUUUGUGCAAUUCAUCGUCUGUCUGCUUGCGUCCAACUUGACCGCAACCUCCCAGGCUCGGAAGAGACCUUUGUAUAUAGGCUCGAUGGCACCUAUGACUGGAAAAAAAGCCUGGUGGGGAGCUGGAAUACCAUUAGCAAUCGAGAUGGCAUUUGAAGAUAUCAAUGCUAGAAAUGAUAUUCUAAAAGAGUACAGAUUACAGUUGGUUGCUCGUGAUACACAAGUAAGAUACAGGACCUAUAUCCACCAGACAAAUCACUAUCCAGUGGAUAAGUAGCAGGGAAAUCAAUAAGCGUUAUCCACUGGGUAGAGAUUAAUCCAUUGGAUAGUACUAUCUAACGUUUGAACAAUCAGGGCUGAUUUAUAGCUUUUACCUGCAAGUCAUCUUAUACCGCCUUUAGUUUUUCCUAUAACGGUUUGCCAUUUUUUCCCAGUGAUUUAAAAAACUGAAAAACUCACUAUAAAUACGGCUUUCCAACUUGUUAAGUAAAGGCUUAGACUAUAAAAUUUCCGCGUUCCCACUAAUUAUUGUCGCCAUCCAUGUUUGCCAUUUUGAUUAAAGAAAAACAGCAGCGUCAUCCUUGUAGCCGUGUUGCAAAAAAGACCCCUUAAUAAAUAGAAAAAAAAAAAAACAAAUAGUUUACGUAUUUUUACAUUCAAAUCAAGCUCAAGAAUUUGUAUUUUUAAUAUUCAGUAUUAUUUGUGACUUAUUUACCAACAGGGAGAUACAGGUCUUGGAAACAGAGUUUUCAACGAUUUCUUGACGGAGCGCCAAGUUCGUCUUAUUCUCGGUCCUUCAAGGUCUAACGUUGCAGAGUCCGCUGGUGCCACAGCCAUGUACUACAACAUUGUUCAGGUAAAUAAAUUUUCCCAUCAAACUAAAAUACCUUAAAAUACCGACCGAAAUGUUCAUAGGUGAACUCGAAGAUAACUAAUGGAAAAAAAAUUAAUUACCCGUUCUGACGUCUGACAGCGCGUGAAUAGGAAAGUGUUUGAAAUAUAUGUUGUAGUUCACUUAUAUCCUUGGAUUAAAUUUAAAUUGCGUUGUUUUCUGGUAUGGUAAUGUAUAGUAAUGAACUUGAAGACAAAAAUGAACAACAUACGUAUCUUGCUUGAAAUUCUGAUUAAACAUGUGAUCAUUGCUUUCUCUUUCCUUUGCAUCACUUUAGGUUUCUUCUGCAGCUGCCUCUGGUAAACUCUCCGAUAAAUCUCUUUUUCCGUACUUCUUUAGAACAGUUCCGACACUAUCCGAUAGCAGUCGUACCUUCAUAACGAUUGCAAAAAGGUUUAACUGGACAAGAGUAGCCAUUUUAUAUCAAAGCAGAGAGCUUUUUAUAUCUGUAAGUACCAUUUAAAUGGUUGUCAGUUUAAAACAAAUUCAAAGUUUAUUAAAAAGCAUAUUAUUGAUAAUUGAACAUUCACAUAUAUUAUUGUAUUCUAAACUGCCUCUUGUUUUUGUAUUAAUAUCAAGUGCCAUCUUUUUUGGAAAAAUUACAGGCGGCAACAAGUCUUAGAAGAGAGUGCAAUACAAAUAACGUUGAAGUGAUAUCGUACGGAAGCUUCUUAACGGAUCCAAAAAGUCAAAUUAAGCAUCUCAAGGUAAGGAAAAAGCCAAAAAUAACAAUCAAAUGUUUUCAAUGUUUUGUCCUUAUUAUUUGGAGUUUUAAGACUAUAUAUGAAGGCUUAGUCAAGCAGACGAUCCGUUAUAUUUUAAUAUAAUGUGUAGAUAAUAUUUUGCCAUCAUCUUAAACUAACACCGAUACAGGCAGUAGUAGCAUUGUAGGGAUGUCUUUGGCCUUUUUUGCGCAGGAAUCUUGUUAACUUGCGCGCGAAUACAGUAACUCGGGAUUGAAUCGUAUCUGUUUGUCGCCGGUGUUCUUGUAUUUGAUUGCUCUUCGAAAGCCAGGUAUCUGCUAUGCAACUGAAAGUAUCGCUUAGCUUUUUCAUCAUCGCAAAUAUCGUCUCUAGAAAGGACGCCGUCCAUGUCCCCUUGUGUCUCUUGCAUAGCUGGAAGAAGAGCGGGAGAGAUGAAAAUUAUCUUGUGUCUUAAGUAUAGCAUUCAGAUCAAUCAGCCGGUCUAUUCACAGCCUCCUCGUACUGAUGUAAAAAGAAAUCUCCAUUCAGUUUUCAAAGGAUAUACUUACUUGGCCGGAGUGAAUAUUUGCAGCUUUUAUCAAGGGUUCUUGAAUAGGACCAAGUAAUUACUGAUUAAUUAAAACUCAUGUUGCGGCUACCCUUUCCUAGAUGAAAAAGAUUCUUAACGUUAAAAACAACAGUUAAAUUACGAUGAUGAGAACCUCGAGAUGUUAAGGAUUUGCCUGUCUUUGCUAGCGUCAAUCAUUUGAUGGUCAAAUACUAUUACAUUCCGUUUGUUCCAUUCAAGUUGCAAUCUCGGUUCCUAAGCGGUAGCAAUACCCUUCACAAAUUCUAUGACCGGCAAUGUGACCGGCAUUUCCAUAAACGUAGGUUUCCAUCGUGAAUAACUCCAAAAGAUCCUCUUGGGUGGAGGCUGAAUGGUUUCUGAAGCUUGUUGUAUUAUCGAUCGAUUACCCAAGCCGUUUUCCCUGACCCAGUAAUUCCUGCAAUCAUGCAGGUGAAAGGACGUUCCAAUCGAAAUCGCUGUCACUUUCGUGGGAAAGGCUCACAGAGCGCCUUCAAGACCACCAUCACCACAUUUCUAUUGUUUUCGCUCCUCCACCACCACCACCACCGCCACCACCAACGCAGUUCUGUUGUUUUUCCACGUUCACAAGAAUAUUGUUGUUUAUGGUCAGUUAUGUGCUUAGUGACAAAAUGCUCCCGAAGAGUUAUGAAGAAGCUAUUAAACAAAUUUCAUGGGGAACACCAACCGUAAUAUUUUUUGGUGCCUUUUAUGCAGGCGCAAUUUUUUUUUUUUUUUCAAUUUUCAAACCGAGUCCAUCCUUGCCAUCUGUACCACCAGAAUACAGGAAAUGGUUUCAAUGCCUGCGUAUGGUCUAAAAAAAAAAUACAAAACUUGACCAUUGGUUUUGGAAUUUAUUUGAUGCGACGCAGGUGCGUAGCGGCAGUUUUUGAAGGUGUUCGCACAGGAAGAAAAGUUAGACCGCCGAAGGGACCCCAUACUUGGGGAAUCUGGGGGCAUGCUUCCUCAAAAAAGUUUUAGAUUCAGUGGCUCAUAAAUGUCAUUUCCUGCGUUUUCGACGGGACAUUUUAAAUAAAAGAAAACGAAGGAAAAUGCAAUAGUUAGUUGUAUAUGUUACCAAUCUCUAAUGUUAUCGGUAAGGUAAUGUUAUCUAGUUUUAUCAGUGUUCACGGAAAAAAGGUAGAGCGAUUUUCGUAUGACCUUGAAACGAAAACGCGCGAACAAAACAGAAACAACCAACGAACGCAAAUAGAGCGAUUUGAUUGGUGUAUGGGACGGAUACAAACGAGCGUGGCUUUUGGUUGGUUAAGAGAACGAUCAGGUGAAAAAACUUCAUGCCCGAGAACUUUCUAGAAAUCAAUCGGUUCUUCGCUUUGACGUCAUACUCAGCAACACGAUUGGCCAGUCGAACAAUACCUUGUCCAUAUUAGGGUUUUCUUUGGCGGGAAAACGAAGAGUCCAUGUUUUGAUCUUUUCAUCCAUUGGCUGAUAAAACAAAUAACGAACACUUACCAAGACCAUUUUUCAAGGUCAUACGAAAAUCGCUCUAAAACAGUGAUACCGCAUAAAGGAAGUUACAAGCAAAGGGCGACAUAGCCUGCAUGAAAGCCGUCUCUCCUGCAAAACUGCGAAACGUCCCUUAAGGCAAGGAGUAACGUCAGAGGCGGCUGUACUGUAUUUUACAGACUAAGGGCGAGACGUUUAUCCUUCAAGCGGGCAAAGACACCAAUAGAAUGCCAAAAAAAAAAAUCACUCACCCCUAUUUAACCAUAAAAUGCUUUCAGAAAAUAAAAAAAAAAACUUUCUUCUCCAUAUUUCACCCACACGCACGGGCGUAUGUGCGUAUAUGAACGCUUCGCUCCUGCGAAAUUCACGUUUUUGCUUUAUACAAAUUAUCAAAUAGCAUGACGUAGCUUCUUUAAUUUAUCCCUUGGAAAAAGGACUAAAAAUAACCUCACUUUACUAAAGGCAGUCAGUCAGUAAAGGCAACAUCUUAUCAAACAGACAACUCUUAAAGAAAACUAUACAGUGAAACCACACAGAUAAGUAAUACAAGGAUUGCAACAAGCUAAUCAUUGCUAAUUUAAAUGUAGAAGUUGUUACACGUUUUCGUCGGCAAAGCCUUAGAGGUUGUUUUUCUUUCAUCUGUCCGUAGGAUAUCGACGCAAGAAUUAUAUUUGGUUUCUUCAGUUUGUCAACGAGAACCAUGUGUGAGGUAAGAGAUUAAUACUAACGACGGUACUAAUGUUGCAUGGGUGAACCGUAGGACGCAACGUUUGUUAGAAGGGUUAGUGCUAAGCCAUGAUCAUAUCAUUACACUGCAGCAAAGGAAAGCAAACAGUGCAUUUAUAGUCUGCCACAAAAUAAGGCUACAAAUGAAUUCAUUUUCCUCAACGUCUUUAGGAACAUCGCCGUUUUUUUUCGAAAAUUUCUGUAUCACCCAAACGGUCCCGGUAGGACUAUAGCUCAGUCUGUAUAGCGCUUGACAGCAGAGUGGGAAUCCGCUGGACCGGGUCAAUACUCAGGUUCUUAAAUAACUGAGAAAUAAGUACUGCUUGCCCUCCAAACUGCUAGGCGUUCGCGUAGCUCACCUGAUGAGCCACGUAAAAUGAAGCCUCUAGCAGGAAACAAAAAAGUGUUCUCAGUUAUAUAUUAAUACUCUUGCGCUUUAAAAUACGUUGAGCUCGAAUAGAAGGUACGUUUUUAACAAACAUAAAUUCAAUUUUUACGUGUGUAUCACAAACAAGUUGCAGUCCAUCAAAUUCUAAUCACCUACCUCGUAAGCCAACGAUAGACCUAUUUAAGCCAACGAUAUAGUUCUUAACAUGGCAUUUUCAUUUUGUAUUCAAACGGUAGAUAAGGCACUAAAAAUAUUUCAGCUUUGAAUCCGAAAAUUAUAGGGAUAAAAAUUUAGCCAGGAAAAAGCAAAAUUCUAGGUGCACGGCCGUAAAUAACAUGAUGUUUGCAAGACAUUUUGAUCCGAAAAUAGAUCUCUAAUCGUCUUCCGAACAGAUACGGUUGGUGGAAGAGAACGUUAAAUGGAAUAAAUUUACAAGCAAAAGAUGCACGGCCGUAAAUAUGUUUGGGUGAUCCGCCAGAGCAAGUUAAAUGUAAAGGAGCAGAGCAAGUCAAUGAAGGAGCGAAAGGAAUAA